AUGACUUCUGAUACGAAUUCAGUCGAAAAUGACGAACAUGUUCAAUCCACGCUGAGCAAGUAUCACCUGUCCAUUCGGGGUGCGUGCAACUUUGCCUACCGAGAUGUCUGGGGUCCACGAGAAAAGUCAAUGGGAGACCCGUGGUCACCAAGUAAUCCUAACGGAACCGUCAUCCUUCGCCUGGCCGAGAAUAGUCUCAUGCACGAGGAAGUCGGCGAAUUCAUCCGUGAACAGAUGAACGUUUUGCCAGUAGAUCACUUAACAUACAGCACUGGUCCACGGGGGUCCCGACGACUUCGAAGUGCCGCAGCUGCGCUUUUGAAUGAGCAAUUCCAUUCUCGAACACGUAUCACAUACGACAAUAUCAUUGUGACUCCCGGCCUAGCCAGUGCCAUUGACGGAAUCACCUUUGCAAUUUGCAAUGAAGGUGAUGGAAUUCUGAUCCCUCAGCCAUUGUACAACGGGUUCAAUGUCGACAUCCAGAACCGGAGUAAUGUCCGAGUGGUAGGCGUCAAGUAUGAAGGAAUAGAGGGGUUUGGCGGUCUGGAUGACCUUUUUCGACCAGAAGUGAACAGGCUAGCUCUUGAGGCUACGAUUCAUCAUGCAAGAGAGGAAGGGAUCAACGUUCGCGCUCUAUUGGUGUCCAACCCGCAUAAUCCUCUAGGAAGAUGUUAUCCCCCCGAAACGCUACGGGAGUUUGCAUCCUUCUGUGGGAGAAAUGACCUGCAUUUGAUCUCUGACGAGAUAUAUGCAUUCUCCGUCUUCCCCAAUCCCCAAAUCCCAAUGGCGACUAAAUUCACCUCUAUACUCUCUCUCGAUCUUGUUGGUGUCAUAUAUCCAUCCCGCAUGCAUGUGCUCUACGGAGCAAGCAAGGACUUCUGUGCCAACGGACUACGUAUGGGUUUUGUCUGUACCAAAAACGAAGGUAUCAUGGGGGCGAUGUCUAGCAUUGGGAUCUUCUCUUGGUCUCCACAUAUCCUGCAAGAUGCAUGGGCUGCAAUGAUGGAGAACAAGCUGUGGUUAGACAGAUUCAUGGCCCAGAAGAGGAAUCUGAUGGUAGAGCGGUACAAGACGACAACUUCAUUCUUCGCGAAGCACGGUAUUCCUUUCUACGAGAUGAAUGCCGGGUUAUUUAUCUGGGUAGAUUUACGCCAUCUCCUUGUCGCCAAGUCGGCUGCUCAACAAUCAGACCAUAGCGCCCUGAGGGUGACCUCGCCAAACGGUCCAGUCUUUCUCCGGCGCGAGCUGAGGAUUGCAGAGAUCUGCAUGAAGAAUGGGGUCAUGAUUGCCCCCGGUCAUGUUUAUGUACCAGAAGAAUAUGGCUGGUUCCGUAUCACCUUCACCGUGGGGAAAGAAGCAUUGCAGGAAGGGUUGGAACGUUUCAUGGCAUCUAUCAAGCAGGUGGAGGCUGAACGUCAAAGCUGGAAAUAA
Molecule: messenger RNA, 1431 nt
Organism: Penicillium cataractarum
Lineage: Eukaryota; Fungi; Ascomycota; Eurotiomycetes; Eurotiales; Aspergillaceae
Exons: 7
Coding region: 1-1431 (476 amino acids)
Biological process (GO): biosynthetic process; amino acid metabolic process
Molecular function (GO): pyridoxal phosphate binding; transaminase activity
Source: RefSeq, a predicted model, not a curated record